Psammomys obesus (fat sand rat) is the source of this 3339-nucleotide messenger RNA. RefSeq names its product baculoviral IAP repeat containing 2 (gene Birc2). Bases 1091 to 2899 code for a protein of 602 amino acids. The record is from RefSeq and is a predicted model, not a curated record. Gene Ontology annotation, cellular component: cytoplasm; nucleus. Gene Ontology annotation, biological process: regulation of apoptotic process. The transcript is spliced from 9 exons. NCBI's taxonomy places the organism in Eukaryota, Metazoa, Chordata, Mammalia, Rodentia, Muridae.
CUGGCCCCGGGGGCUUUUGGGAAGGCUGCGGGCGAACCGUCCGGCGCUGCGGUUCCCCGGCGCGCGGGAGCGUCCUCCGGCUUGACGCGGCGAGCGAGCGGGCCUCCUUUGGCGCCCCGAAACCAGUGCAGCCCGUGUUAUAUACAACCCUCAAGAGUCUUUAUUUUCUCCGAUGUUUCCCUAGAAAUAAACCCAGUCACGGAAAUCUGAACACUUUUAUAAAAAGAUGCAGUUUGAAAUCUAUGGCGUGCUUUUGUGUAUGAAUAGUUAUAAAAUACUGAGUUUUCAAAAAGAAGGCUAGUAUGGUACAUUUGUGUGACAGAGAUGCUGUGGCAAAACACGGUCGUUAGUUAUUUGUGAUAACAGGAGAAAGCUAUAUCUUGGUAAAUUAUUCGUCCUUAAUUAUAGCAGUGGGCCUUCAGUGAAACACAGGUGAUCUUUAUAAAAUGCAGUCUGGGUAAGUUUAUGGACAAACUACUGCCUGCUAGCCAGCUGUAUUAAAAUGUUAGACACCGCCGGAGUUAAGAUAGUGAUACAUGUAAGGUUUGGCAGUGAGAGAGCGACAGUUUAGGCAUUAAGCAAGGUCAUUUGCUACGAAUAUUGGAGUCUCAAUAAAGCUUGCGUUGACUUCCCCAGAAGUUAACCGAGGUUAACAGAAUCCGCUUUAGAAAUACUGUGAGGAUGAGCUGUAUGACAUUAGCUUUUAGGAAAUAGGACCAGAAGGAGAAUUUAGUUAUUUGGUUAAAAAAAAAAAGUCUGGAAAAAGGGAACCCCCCCCCCCCAUAUAGUCAGCAGUUGACCUAGUGUCUGGAUUUCAUAACUUGUAAUGAAAAGUAAAUGGAAUAGCUCUUGUGUUACCCAGAAGAAGAGGUUCAUUUGAUUCCAUAGAGUCCUGAGUAGUAUAGGGUCUUGGAAAGUGAGACAGAUUUGAGCUGUGUGAGUGUGAAUUCAUGUAAAUCCAGUCAGAAUGCAAUGAAUUCUAUUUAGGUAGGUGUGUGCCGUUUCAUUCCUGUCUGUGGCAGAGAUCUUAGUGUGAAGUGAAGAUAAGCUUCACAUAACAGUUUAAGCGUCAGAGAUACUGUUACUACUCAUGCACAAAAGUAUCUCCCAGAGUAGUCUGAGGUACCUUACACCAAAACCAAACAGAAUAAUGGAGGAUAGCACAAUCUUGUCAAAUUGGACAAAAGAAAGCAAAGAAAAAAUGACAUACGACUUUUCAUGUGAACUCUACAGAAUGUCCACAUACUCUGCUUUCCCCGCCGGAGUUCCUGUCUCGGAAAGGAGUCUGGCUCGUGCUGGCUUUUACUUCACGGGUGUGAAUGACAAGGUCAAGUGCUUCUGCUGUGGUCUGAUGCUGGACAACUGGAAACAAGGGGACAGUCCUGUUGAAAAGCACAGACAGUUGUAUCCCAGCUGCAGCUUUGUGCAGACUCUGCUCUCAGCUAGGCCGCAGCCCUUGUCUAAGAAUAAUUCUCCUGUGAGAAGUAGGCCACAAGAUGGCCUUCAGUCCAGCCUGGCCUCAGACCCUCUUAAUUCUAGAGCAGUGGAAGACUUCUCAUCAAGGACGAACCCUUGCAGCUAUGCCAUGAGUUCUGAAGAGGCCAGAUUUCUUACUUACAGUAUGUGGCCGUUAAGCUUUCUGUCACCUGCAGAGCUGGCCAGAGCUGGUUUCUACUACAUAGGGCCUGGAGACAGGGUGGCCUGUUUUGCCUGCGGUGGGAAACUUAGCAACUGGGAACCGAAAGAUGAUGCUAUGUCAGAGCACCGGAGACAUUUUCCCAACUGUCCAUUUCUGGAAAAUUCUUCAGAAACACAGAGGUUUAGUAUAUCAAAUUUGAGUAUGCAGACACACACUGCUCGAAUGAGGACAUUUCUGUACUGGCCAUCUAGUGUUCCUGUUCGGCCUGAGCAGCUUGCAAGUGCUGGAUUUUAUUAUGUAGAUCGCAAUGAUGAUGUCAAAUGCUUUUGUUGUGAUGGUGGUUUGAGGUGCUGGGAAUCUGGAGAUGACCCCUGGGUAGAACAUGCCAAGUGGUUUCCAAGGUGUGAGUUCCUGAUACGAAUGAAGGGGCAGGAGUUCGUUGAUGAGAUUCAAGCUAGAUAUCCUCAUCUUCUUGAACAGCUGUUGUCCACUUCAGACACUCCAGGAGAAGAAAAUGCUGACCCUCCAAUUGUGCAUUUUGGACCUGUUGAAAGUUCGGAAGAUGCAGUCAUGAUGAACACGCCUGUGGUUAAAGCAGCUUUGGAAAUGGGCUUCAGCAGAAGCCUGGUGAAACAGACAGUUCAGCAUCAAAUCCUGGCCACUGGUGAGAACUACAGGACCGUGAAUGAUAUUGUCUCAGCACUUCUUAAUGCUGAAGAUGAAAGAAGAGAGGAGGAGAACGAAAGACAAACUGAAGAAAUGGCGUCAGGUGACUUGUCACUAAUUCGGAAGAAUAGAAUGGCCCUCUUUCAACAGUUGACAUGUGUCCUUCCUAUCCUGGAUAAUCUUCUUGAGGCCAGUGUAAUUACUAAACAGGAACAUGAUAUUAUCAGACAGAAAACACAGACACCCUUACAAGCAAGAGAGCUGAUUGACACUGUUUUAGUCAAGGGGAAUGCUGCAGCCAUCAUCUUCAAAAACUGCCUGAAGGAGAUUGACUCCACAUUGUAUGAAAACUUAUUUGUGGAAAGGAAUAUGAAGUAUGUUCCAACAGAAGAUGUUUCAGGCUUAUCUUUGGAAGAACAGUUGCGGAGAUUGCAAGAAGAACGAACUUGCAAAGUGUGUAUGGACAGAGAGGUUUCUAUUGUGUUCAUUCCUUGUGGUCAUCUGGUGGUCUGCCAGGAGUGUGCGCCCUCCCUGAGGAAGUGCCCCAUCUGCAGGGGUACGAUCAAGGGCACGGUGCGCACGUUUCUCUCUUAAAUGAACGAUCUUCAAGUAUUGUUGGACUCCAGAAGCCAUCUGAACAGAGGACGAAUUACUGAUUCAGCUAGUGCAUUCAGGCUCUGCUCUUCUUCACAAUUAGUAAUGUUGCAUCAUUAAAGGUAGUAUUGUAUAUUUAAUCUUAAGCGACUGCAAGGGAAGAUCUGUGCUGGUAAGCUUAGGGAGUGUGUAUGUAGCAGGAGUGGUGGUGCUUGCUUUGUAUUAUUCAGGAGUUACUGGGUUUGGAGUUUGGGGAAGCGUGGAUUCAGGUGACGUGGAGCUCAGAAGUCCUGGAAAUCGGUGGCCCUGGCACUUGGCAGUUAGGGCUCCCUGUGCUUCUUGGUGCUUUUUCCCUGUGGAAAAUAGGAUUUUUCUCUUACUGGUAAAUAGUAUUUCUCCUGUUUGUGAGAAACAUAUUAAUAAAGUGAUUUUUAAAGGCU